CGGCAGCGCAGAGCCGCGCGGGACACGUGCGAGCGAGCCGCGCUGCGAGGAGGAGGCUGGAAGGACGGCGGGGCCGGGGGCGCGGCGCGGGGCCGGUCGGGGCCCCCCGGGGGCGAUGCUGCCCCGGUGAAGCCGCGGCCCCGCCAUGGGGGCGGCGGGCGGCAGGCUGGCCCGCGGCUGGCCGGCGCUCUGCUGGCUCAGCCUGUGCGCGGGGAUCAGCUCCAUCGACACGGAGCGGCCCGGCGACGGGCGGUGCCAGCCCAUCGAGAUCCCCAUGUGCAAGGACAUCGGCUACAACAUGACCAGGAUGCCCAACCUGAUGGGGCACGAGAACCAGAGGGAAGCCGCCAUCCAGCUGCACGAGUUCGCGCCUCUGGUGGAGUACGGCUGCCACGGGCACCUCAAGUUCUUCCUCUGCUCCCUCUACGCCCCGAUGUGCACCGAGCAGGUCUCGACCCCCAUCCCCGCCUGCCGGGUGAUGUGCGAGCAGGCCCGGCUGAAGUGCUCUCCCAUCAUGGAGCAGUUCAACUUCAAGUGGCCGGACUCCUUGGACUGCAGCAAGCUGCCCAACAAGAACGACCCCAACUACCUGUGCAUGGAAGCCCCCAACAACGGGUCGGACGAGCCGCCCCGGGGCUCCAGCAUGCUGCCCCCCAUGUUCCGCCCGCAGCGCCCCAGCGGCGGCCACGACCUGCAGCAGCACAAGGACACCCUGAGCAGGGCCUCGUGUGACAACCCCGGCAAGUUCCACCACGUGGAGAAGAGCGCGUCCUGCGCUCCUCUCUGCACCCCGGGGGUUGAUGUCUACUGGAGCAAGGACGACAAGCGCUUCGCCGUCAUUUGGAUUGCCAUCUGGUCCAUCCUCUGCUUCUUCUCCAGCGCCUUCACCGUGCUCACGUUCCUGAUAGAUCCGCAGCGUUUCAAGUACCCCGAGAGGCCCAUCAUCUUCCUCUCCAUGUGCUACUGCGUCUACUCCGUGGGCUACAUCAUUCGCCUCUUUUCGGGGGCUGAAAGCAUUGCCUGUGACAGGGACAGCGGCCAACUCUAUGUCAUCCAGGAAGGACUGGAGAGCACUGGCUGCACCAUUGUGUUCCUGGUUCUGUAUUACUUUGGUAUGGCGAGUUCCUUGUGGUGGGUGAUCUUGACUUUAACUUGGUUCCUAGCAGCUGGGAAAAAGUGGGGGCACGAAGCCAUUGAAGCCAAUAGUAGUUACUUCCACUUGGCAGCAUGGGCCAUUCCGGCUGUGAAGACCAUCAUGAUCCUGGUUAUGAGAAGGGUGGCUGGAGAUGAGCUGACGGGGUUGUGCUAUGUUGGAAGCAUGGAUGUGAAUGCCUUGACGGGGUUUGUGCUCAUCCCUUUGGCUUGUUACCUAGUCAUUGGCACUUCUUUCAUUCUUUCUGGGUUUGUGGCCCUUUUUCAUAUCAGGAGGGUGAUGAAAACAGGUGGAGAAAACACUGACAAGUUGGAGAAACUUAUGGUCAGGAUCGGUGUCUUCUCGGUCUUGUAUACAGUGCCUGCCACUUGUGUGAUAGCUUGCUAUUUUUAUGAAAGACUUAAUAUGGAUUACUGGAAAAUUGUGGCGACUCAACAGAAGUGCAAGAUGAACAACCAGACUAAAAAUUUAGACUGCAUGAUGAAUAACUCUAUUCCAGCAGUAGAAAUUUUUAUGGUUAAAAUUUUUAUGUUAUUAGUUGUGGGCAUAACUAGUGGCAUGUGGAUCUGGACUUCCAAGACUCUUCAGUCCUGGCAAAACGUUUGUAGUCGAAGAUUAAAGAAGAGAAGUAGGAGAAAACCUGCAAGUGUUAUUACAAGUAGUGGAAUCUACAAAAAACCUCAACACCCACAGAAAACUCACCUUGCAAAAUACGAAUCGACGUUACAACCACCCACUUGUGUGUGACCAGGUUUUAGAAAAGACUGUCUCUCACCUUACAGACUUACGAGUAUCCGCAUUAGCAGUCAGAAAUUAAAACAUAAAUGGUGCUUUUCUUUUUUUUUCUUUUCUUCUUUGUCAGAGAACAGUUUAAUAUUCAAGGCAAAAACUGUUUCAUGCCGAAUUCAGGACCUGGUGAAAAACUGAAGGUAAAUGUGCUUACGGAGAGGUUUGCAGUGAAAGAAAUAUUGUGAAUUAAAACAGUCUCUUCUGUUACUAAUUUGUAGUUAAGUACCUCAUCCAGCCCUCAGUUUUUUAUUUUUUUUUUAAACCCAACACCCUAUUUAACUUUUUCAUGUAGCUGAGCUGGAUGUCCUACAAGUUUCUGAGUAACGAGGUAUAGUCAAGUUUUAUGGAGCAUUGAUUUUAUUUGCAAAGUGCCCAAGUGAGCAUUGUUUCUUUAGGGAAGCCAAAGUGCCAGAGAGGCCUCUGUUCAGUGAGAGCUCUCUGUGACAGCAACCUCCGGCUAACUUGAAAAAGAGAGAAAUCCUUUACAACUCACCUCAGCCUAGUGGGUUUGGAGUGCCUAAAAAUAGGUUCAAUCUAUAAUGCUCACCAAUAUUCUUUCACUAAAAGAGAAACUUCCUGCACCAGACACAAACUUUGUGAAUAAGAAUAAUGUGCAAUACAUUUUUUUUUUCCGUACCAUGACAUGAAAAGAGAAACAAGUAUUUUGCUGUACAUAAAGACAACAAAAGAAAUCUCUUAACAAAAGAACUAAGAGGUCUAGUCCUCAGAAACCCUUUAGUGUUACAUUUUGUGGCUUUUUAAUGGAAAUCAAGCCAAUGUUGCACACGUUUGGACUGAUUUGUGCAAAAAAAAGAGGGGGGGGGGAUCAAUUCAAAGAGACCCAAAGGGCUUAUUGACUCUUUCUAUUGUUAAACAAAUUCUCACUAUGAAUAGAUCAAGAAGCACUAGAUUCUGCAAAGGGAAGCUUUGUAUAGAGUGAUGCUCUUUACUGUGCUGGGGGUGCACAGUUUUGUGCUGUAUAUAUUUGUAAUAUACAAUUAUUUUUCAUGCUCCACUAUUUUAUUAAAAUAAAAUACGUUCUUUAGUUUGAUAAUUUUGUUGUGUUCUAAACUUUCUCUGAUGUGCUUUGUGGUUAAUAAACUUGUUUUCUCAAUUAUUUUAUAAAAGCACACUCCCAAUAUAAUAGUUGUUGUUAUACUUGCCUGCAAGUAUGAGCGAACAAUAAUUUGCUCGAAAGAAAUUGCAAGUUGGAGUUAAAUAAAUGGAUUUUGAAGUUGCAUCUUUCUGUGAGCUUCUGCAACUGAGAAAACCGAAUGGGAAGAAGCUUUAGUGAUGUAAAAAAGGUGCAGUGAUGUAGGGUAGUAGCGUGUUUACAAAGCACUGAGAUUACAGCAGUCAUCCUUGGUUAACACCCCUUUAAAAUUUGCAUAGAGUACGUUGGGUUUGUGUAAAGAUACUUCAGCACAGUUUGAGUACAAUUCAGUUUCUGCUUUUCAGGGAUUUUUUUUUUUUUUCCCUUCCAACACUACAGAAAGUAUUCCUGUUAUUUGGGAAAAGGCUUAGGGAAGAUCGGGAGAGAGAAUGGGGGAAUUAAAAACAAAAUUUGAACACUGGUUUAGGAAAGCUAUCUGAUAAAAUUGGAAAUACACAUUCAAAAAGUUUUUAGUGGAGCAUGAUUUGGUGUGAACCUGAAGCUUUUGUGCAGUUAACUCUGCGAUCACCUGGUGCGAUAGUAAUAGAACCUCACUUUCUCACACAGGCUGCUCUAGAAAACCUGUUAUCAGGUGUCUCAUCAUAGAAAGAAGUGAGGUCUUAAUGGAUUUUGGUAGGGUGAGGAUCCCUGUGACACUCACCUUGUGGCCAGGAACUUAAAAGGACUGGUUUUAGUGGCCUGGCUGUUCAGUUUGUGCGGUGCUGCAGAUGGAUUGUAGUCUUAUUGAAUGUUUCUAGGAAUGGCGAAGAACUUGAAUGACAAAAACGAUGUCGCGGGUGUUAUUAAUAAUCAUCAUAUCUAAAAUGCACAUACUCAAAGCAGCUUUCAAUAUCAAAUUUGUCUUUAGGGGGAAAAGGAAACACAUUUUUCCCUCCUUUGUGCGUACUGCUUGGUACACAGCUUUCAGAUGCCCUGGAAGUUAAUCCUGCUAGAGCCAAAGUAGGACAUUGCACUGGACAAAUCCACUUCUGAAACUACUGAGUUAAUGCCUUUGCAUCUGUCUGUGUUCUAAUUAAGGUGAAGUGUAUUAGAUCCCAAGAAAUACAAAGUUUUAAAAUAAUCUGUGUGGCAAAUUGCUACGGGGAUCCUUCAGAUGUGUGUUUGGUUACUGUGUGUGUCACCUUGCGAGUAGUCUCUCUGCUUCACUCAAAUUUCAUCUCUGACGUGAGGGUUAGUGCUGGUUUCUCUGGACAUCUCUGGAUUUGGUUCGAGAAGGGUUUCAGGCUUUACCCUGAAAUAUAUUAGCCAGGGAAAUAAACAUCCCGCUGUAUUUGUGCGCUAUAGAAAAUGAUUUACUUUCAUUGUCGAUGGUGUAUUUUUACAGUCUGCUACUAGGAUUCUGGAAGAGAAAAAAUAAUGAAGAAAGAUGUUCUGCAGUGGCUGAAUUCCUGCUGCCAUUCUGAGUUUAAUCAGUUGUCAGCCUAGGCUCUUCAUUGUUACCAGAGGAGAACUGCAAAUUCUUCUAUGAAAAUGCCAGAUAUGAAUGCUUGGCUGGAU
This is a messenger RNA of Cuculus canorus (common cuckoo), 4613 nucleotides long. It is a transcript of the gene FZD10, whose product is annotated as frizzled class receptor 10. Gene Ontology annotation, molecular function: Wnt-protein binding; Wnt receptor activity. Gene Ontology annotation, cellular component: plasma membrane. The coding region runs from base 146 to 1900 and encodes 584 amino acids. Gene Ontology annotation, biological process: canonical Wnt signaling pathway; non-canonical Wnt signaling pathway. The record is from RefSeq and is a predicted model, not a curated record. The transcript has a single exon. NCBI's taxonomy places the organism in Eukaryota, Metazoa, Chordata, Aves, Cuculiformes, Cuculidae.